AUGAUCAGUUUCAAAUCAUAUAAAAUCAAUAUGGCGAAUGUGGACAGGCGUGUGCAUGUCGACCAUUCUGACAAACGAAUUCAUAUUCAGCCGCAGUACGAAGGUGAUGUCGGUUAUGGUUAUGGUGGUAAUACUGAUUACAAGAGUAGAGGCCCCUCCAGUAACCAAAUCAUGUCACUUAUAGUAGGAGUUCCCGUUGGUGGCUCACUGCUAGCCCUAGCUGGACUCACUCUAGCCGGCUCAGUGAUAGGUUUGAUGCUCUCCGUUCCACUCUUCCUCCUCUUCAGCCCGGUGCUUGUCCCUGCGGCUAUCACUAUUGGGCUAGCUGUGACCGCAAUCUUGGCUUCUGGGUUGUUUGGGCUUACGGGUCUAAGCUCAGUCUCAUGGGUCCUAAACUACCUUCGUGGGACGAGUGACACAGUGCCGGAGCAAUUGGACUAUGCUAAGAGGCGUAUGGCUGACGCAGUAGGCUAUGCUGGUCAGAAGGGAAAAGAUAUGGGUCAGUUUGUGCAGGAUAAGGCCCAGGAAGCACAUGAUACUAAUAUCACCACCGAGACCAAUGGUAAGGCAAGGAGGCACACAUAAAAUUGCGAAGUUCUGUUGAAAAGUCGAUUAUGUAAUUUUACUUUCGUGUGCCAUGUUCUUCCUUCUAGAAUAUUUUCUCAAUAUGUAUGUGUGUAUGUUCGUUUUGUUAUGUUCAAAUAAAAAGAAACUGUGAG
Eruca vesicaria subsp. sativa (arugula) is the source of this 719-nucleotide messenger RNA. NCBI's taxonomy places the organism in Eukaryota, Viridiplantae, Streptophyta, Magnoliopsida, Brassicales, Brassicaceae. The record is from the annotation of a GenBank genome assembly.